Molecule: messenger RNA, 2139 nt
Organism: Labeo rohita (rohu)
Lineage: Eukaryota; Metazoa; Chordata; Actinopteri; Cypriniformes; Cyprinidae
Gene: tagln3b
Product: transgelin 3b
Exons: 5
Coding region: 184-783 (199 amino acids)
Molecular function (GO): protein binding
Source: RefSeq, a predicted model, not a curated record
UAGUACGAUUCCGAGCACCGGACAGCGCGCUGGAGCCACGCCCCAUCCCCCGCCUCAUGGAUGUCUCAAUCCAGCAUCUCUGAGCAGCACUGACCACAGGAUUUGACCUCGCUGCACAGGAGGACGACAAGCGCAUCUGCUUGUAAUAUACUGGGUAAAGACCUAGAAUUAUUCAACUUAACCAUGGCGAACCGAGGACCCAGUUAUGGACUGAGCCGUGAGGUGCAAGAGAAGAUCGAGCAGAAGUAUGACCAAGACCUGGAGUCUCGACUGGUGGACUGGAUUGUCACUCAGUGUGGAGGAAAUAUAGAGAAACCACAACCGGGAAAGCAAAACUUCCAGAACUGGCUAAUGGAUGGCACUAUCCUCUGCAGACUCAUUAACAGUUUGUAUCCGCGUGGUAAGGAGCCUAUUAAGAAGAUCUCAGAGACUCAGAUGGCCUUUAAGCAGAUGGAAAAGAUCUCCCAGUUCCUGCAGGCAGCAGAAGCGUACGGAGUAAUAACCACAGACAUUUUUCAGACAGUGGACUUGUGGGAAGGAAAAGACAUGGCAGCCGUCCAGAGAACUCUAAUGGCCCUGGGUAGCGUCGCUAUUACAAAAGACGAUGGACUUUACCGAGGCAACCGGGACUGGUUUCACAGGAAAUCUCAAGGCAACCGGCGAGAGUUUUCUGAGGAGCAGUUGCGGCAGGGUCAGAAUCUGAUUGGCUUACAGAUGGGCAGUAACCGUGGGGCAUCUCAGGCUGGCAUGACUGGUUACGGCAUGCAUCGGCAGAUUAUGUAAAACUAUACUAGUGCCCAGCAACACCCAGAAGACCUUAAACCCCCUCCCCUCCAGCCCUCGCCAAGCAGUGUUCCUUGUUGGUGCAUCUAUUUGAUAAUGAAGAGCAGUCUUAGUAACGUCAGAAACUUAAAUAUAGAGGUUUUAAUAUAUUAGAGCAUGCUAGAUAUAUCUAUUUUAAGUUUGGCUUGCUCAGCUUGUGAUUAAAACUGUUUAUUUAUUUGUAAAUGUAUGCAAAGACCAUUUUAUCUAAGCAAGUCAAAACAACUGCCUUAUUCUCUGAGCAAACAGUGUUGAUAUACCAAAUAACAGACAGCAACUGUAACAGUCUACUAGUUUACAUAGUGUUUGAAUGUACACUAAAGGACAAAUGUUUACUGAUACUUGUUAUUGCUGGGUUAUUGCGAUCAGUUCUGUUUUCUAAUAAUGAAAACGUAAAGGAUGUCAAUGCACAUACUAACCAGAUGUACUGUAUGCAGAUUAAUAAUAGUCGUAAAUGUAGAAAUGUAUUUAUUUGUGUUGUUCAUCGUUGUUGUGUGUGAACAUUCCAUGUCAGUUUCAUAAUAAGCCUGGUUUUGGUGACCAUCUUUAAUGUAAAUGUUUAAUAAAUUGGUACCUUAACAUGAGGUUAAUCUGUUCUUGUUUGUAUUAAAAUAAAGUUAAGCCUAAAGAAUACUGUACAAUGUUUUAAAGGGAUAGUUCACCCAAAAAUGAAAAUUCUGUUGGUACUCUCAAAAACACACGGAGAAGACAUUGUUGAAUAAAGUUGUUGUUUUUGUUUCUUUUGCACACUAAAAUUAUUCUUGUAGCUUCAUAACAUUACGGUUGAACCACUGAUGUCACAUGGACUAUUUUAACAAUAUCCUUACUGCCUUUCUGGGCCUUGAGUGUGUCAGUUGCGUUGCUGUCUAUGCAGGGUGAGAAAGCUCUUGGAAUUCAUCAAAAAUAUCUUAAUUUGUGUUCCGAAGAUGAAUGAAGGUUUUACGGGUUUGGAACGACAUAUAACCUGGAUGCGCAGCCAUACUGGUGAUACUCAGAUGUAAACAACAGCAUGGAUUGCACAGUUUUUGUACUAAUAUGUUGUUCUGCUAAAUUGUGCUGUCCAAACCACAGGAAGCUCCUAAAUCAAAUAGAGAAUGACUUAGUAAGGGUACAGGAAAGGGUGCAAAAUUUAAAUAAACUAAAGUUAAUAGGUGGUAAGGAUAUGUACGAGCAGUAAUUAAGAUAUUAGCAUAAUAUUUCACCUACCUGACCAGAAAUGAUAAGAUGACAGAGUUUUCAUUUUUGGGUGAACUAUCACUUUAAGUAUACUUGAGUUUUCAGUAGACUUUUUAGAAUUAGUACAUCCUUUGCAGAUUA